AUGGCGCGGUGGUUGUCAUUCUUUGCGGAAUACAACUUUACGGUCGAGUACAAACCAGGACGACUUAAUGUCGUCGCUGAUGCACUCUCACGUCGUCCCGACUUUGAAACAGUCGCGAAACCCAACAGUGAGACAGUCACUGUUGCGGUUAUGACGUCCUCAGUCCCAUCUACAACGUUGUAUGAUGAUGUGAGGCGGGCAUACGCCCAAGAUGCCAUUACUAGUGACAAACCACGUGUUGUCAUCCCAGAUGAUACUGAUCUGCGUUUGCGGAUCAUGUUCGAGUAUCACGAUGCUCCUAUAGGAGGACAUCGUGGCCGAGAGAAGACAUAUCUCACGGUGAGUCGAGACAUUUACUGGCCCCGCCAGUAUCAGUUUGUGCGAAAGUAUGUUCGCGCAUGCGAAGUCUGUCAACGAGUGAAGUCAAGUCCUUCACUGCGUGCACCUUUACAGCCUCUACCGGUUCCGGAUGAGUGCUGGGAAUCCAUCUCAAUGGAUUUCGUCUUCGAGUUACCCAAAGACGUACGCGGGAAUACGGGUAUUCUCGUAUUUGUUGACAGCAAAAUGGUACACCUUGUGGAUGUACCCGAGUCAAUCACAGCAAGUGGCUUUGCUUGUGUCUUUAUCGACACCAUCUUACGACUUCAUGGUUUGCCCCGUGAACUCGUAUCAGACAGAGAUCCACGCUGCACUGCUGAUUUCUGGCGCUCCGUGUUCAAAUCACUCGGAACGCGCUUGAAGAUGUCUACAUCUGAUCAUCCAGAGUCAGAUGGUCAGACGGAACGUGCCAAUCGUGUCCUUGAAGAGAUACUUCGAGGAUACGUACACUUCUUGAAGAGUUGGAGUGAGUUCUUGCCAAUGGUAGAGUUUACCAUUAACAACUCGGUGCAUGCGUCCACGACACAUACACCGUUUUACGUGACUGGCUUGCGCCAUCCGCGUGUACCCACCUUACUAGAGUGCUCUGACGAAGAAGUCAUUGCGUUUGAUGCCGAUAUCGACAACAUCGAUAUCGAAGAAGAUGAUGACAGUGAGAUGCGGAACCCUCACUGA
Molecule: messenger RNA, 1053 nt
Organism: Peronospora matthiolae
Lineage: Eukaryota; Oomycota; Peronosporomycetes; Peronosporales; Peronosporaceae
Source: the annotation of a GenBank genome assembly